CGCUGAACCUCGCCGGGAACUGCAGGACCUGGCGGGCAGGAGGAGGGAGGUAAGUGGACUCGUUGCAACGCCGGGCCUUUUGGUCGUUUAUGUUCGCAUCGACGGCUGACAGAGCAGCGCUCUGCUAACCUGGGCCGUUACGCAGCGAAGCACAUCUUCGACAUAGACACGGAAGAUUGCAAUAAUGAGAGUGAGACAGUAAAGGACCUUACAGCAACUCACUGGAAUCCAAGGAGUAGGCCAGUCAAGGAUGCUGGAGGCAGAUGCAGGUGCAGUCCCGGCGGAGCACGGAGACGCUGAGAUGGACGGCGGAGAUUUGAGAGCCGAGGUGGUACGGCUGACUUUAGAGCUCCAGGAAGCAACGGAGGAGAAGCUGCAGGCCGCCCGCUAUGGCCUGGUAGUACUGGAGGAGAGUUCGACUCUUAAAGUCAAACACCGGCAACUGGAAGAGGAGCAUGAAACUCUUAAAGUGGAGUUACAGGAGCUCAAAGAGGCCUUUGCAGAUUCUGUGAGCAGUCAAAAGCGAGCAGCUGCUGAUGGAGAGUGCCGGGAGGAGAAUUUGCUCCAAGAGACAGCAUCUAAGGAGGCUGCUAUGGCAACACGCUUGAUAGAAGUCCAGGCUGAGCUAAAACAGGCACGCCUGGCACUCGGUAAUGCUCACGGAGAGAUUGACAGACUUGGAGGAAUCUCAAAUCAAUUGAAGAAGGAUUGUGAGUGUCUGGAGACCGAAAAAGGACACCUUAGGGAUGAAAUGAAGGAAUAUAAAGUGCGUGAGCUGCGCCAGUUACAAGAUAAUGGUGAGCUGGAAGAAGAGAACAUAUCGCUUCAAAAACAGGUGUCUUUGCUCAAGGAAAACCAGGUUGAGUUUGAAUCACUGAAGCUUGAGCUGAACCAAAAGAAUGAGGAGCAGGAGGAGCUGCGGGCUCAGAUUGAGGAAGCUGCCAGGCUGCGGGAGAUUGCAGAGCAUCAGUUGGAUGAGGCCCUAGAAUCCUUAAAGGAGGAGAGGGAGCAGAAAAACAGUCUACGACGGGAACUUUCUGCCUUUACUCUAAACCCCUUUGAUUCUGUGGGAAACCUGGAGAUUCACUUAGACCAGCUGGAUAACAGCAAGGAGGACGUUCAGGCCGGAGAGGGUGAAGGUCAAGGAGAGGACCAAGACAGUGGCAAUGCUCCAGGGUCUGCCCCAAAUUCUCCUCAAAUGACGGACUCUAAAAGUAAUGGCGUCAUACCUCGUUUCUCCAGUCCACGCAAUAGCGACGUAUUCUUGCGUGCUCCAGCCUCUGGGCUGGUGUCCGACCUACUGAGCGAGCUCCACUUUUCUGACAGUCAGAAACUCAAACAGCAACUGUUACAGGCUGAAAGAGAGAAAUCAAGUCUUACAAGCAAGGUGGAGGAGUUACAAAUGCAGCUAGUGAUUUCCAGGCAAGCACUGAGUCAGCAACAGGACAAAGUUGGAUCCCUCACCCAACAGCUGGAGGCUGUGCAGAGUAGCCAAGAGCACAACCAUCACUCAGAUGAUGGAGGUGAUGAUGACGCUAAAAACCGAGACCAUAGUGAUGUCGUCUUUGACUACGAGGUUGACACAAAGAGCAAAGAAGUGCUGGAGGCGCGUAUGCGUUCGGCCAGUGAAGAGCUUCUGAAGCUGCGGGAUGAACUGUCUCAGGCAGGCACUCGCUAUAAUACACUGGAGCAGCGAUACAAACACGAGAAGGAUCAAUGGCGAACUGAGGCCCAAGAACUGGCUGACAAGAUUCGCCAAUGCAUCAAGUCCAGCAGGCAGGACCAGGAGCGGAUCAGUGAGCUGGAGAUUGAGAUUGGAGCCACACGAAAAGUGGCAAGUGAUUCUGAAGGUCAUCUCAGUGUGGCUCAGGAAGAGCUGCUGGCCUUUUCUGAGGAGCUGUCCAACCUCUAUCACCACAUCUGUGUGUGUAACAACCUAACACCCAAACGGGUCACGCUGGACUAUUACCGUGAAAGUGCUAGGGCACAUGGUGGAGUUGGUGCGAGAAGGUCACUCAACAUCUCCACCCAGCCAAACUCCCUGAAGAAGACACGAGCUAAUGACAUGUUCAUCUCAAAAGCUUCAGCUUUACAGUUUAUGGGGGAGGUAGACAGUGCAGGAUCCUCCGUAGACUCGCCUCAGUGCCCUGGUUCACCCAAUCUGGAUUUUAGGGACCCUUCUAACGUAAGCAACUUGGUUGCAGUCAUCAGAUGCCAGAUCAAACACCUCCGGGUGGCAGUGGAUCUCUGUCGUCAGCGGGGGGCAAUGCCUUACUCUGGGUUGAGUUGCACUGUUGAAAUGGAGAGAGAUGCUGAAAGCCUGCUAGAGGAAGUACUCAAACUUAAGUCCCUUCUUAGCACCAAGAGGGAACAGAUCGCUACUCUGAGGACUGUCCUCAAGGCCAACAAACAGACUGCUGAAUUGGCCCUAUCCAAUUUAAAGACCAAGUAUGAGACAGAGAAAAGCAUGGUAUCAGAAACAAUGAUGAAAUUACGCAACGAACUCAAAGCCCUGAAGGAAGAUGCUGCCACAUUUUCAUCACUCCGAGUGAUGUUUGCAAGUCGGUGCGACCAGUAUGUUACCCAGCUGGAUGAAAUGCAGAGGCAACUAGCAGCUGCAGAGGAUGAGAAGAAGACACUGAAUUCUCUGCUGCGCAUGGCUAUCCAGCAGAAAUUGGCACUCACCCAGCGCUUGGAAGAUCUGGAGGUCCCCCUAUCUUCUCACAGCUUGAACAGCAGCCCUCGUCGCUCCAGAGCAAAGGAGCUAGCCACCAAGUCAGGACGAGCUCCAAGGAGCCCACGAAGUAGUCCUGCGCGUCCCCCCAUGAGGAGCAGCCCGCGAGCUAGUCCAGUUCUUGGGAGCAGCGUUCCUGCCAUGGCCACGCAACACUUGCGAGCUCUCACACGAAGCCUCCACACAAGCCCUCGCUGAAACACUCCUCCAUUACUCCAAACCCUUUCUUCUCCAAAAGGACCCGUCUUCAUGUUGAUUCCCUGGUUCCCUCCUCCCUACCCGACUCAAGGCAUCUUGUUCAUCCUCGAUGUGGUGCUGCAUCUUCCAGUCUUCCACCAGAAACAUGGAUAAAAGUAAAAUACAACUCUCAUCCAACUCUCUUGCAUGCAGCCUGUAGAUGGAGGAAGAGGAAAAAAUGUGCUGCUGCUUAUUAUUAUUAUUAUUAUGUCAAGUCCUUGAUUGUGUCUUCCAUCAACUUCCAUCGGGUCUUGAUCAAGGCUGUGUGUUGUGAGUUACCAUUGACAGUAUUUAUUUUGCGGUCUAUUGUGUUUGCGGUCCUUCCAUUUAAGCCUCUCUUUGACGAUUAUGUCUUUGCAAUCUUGCCUUUAGUCUGUUCAGGACUUUUGGUGUCUUUUAGGGUCAUUAAGCAAGUAGGUUAUCCUCUUGACCCCUAGAUUAAUGUGUUUUACUGAACAAUGCAGCCUUACUAACACUCUCCCGCUCUGUUUGCUAGUAACUAGCCUGCUAUUUUUCUUAGUGCAUCGCUGUUGCACAUGCAUAGAGUUGAAAUCCCAUUUUAAAACACGUUUUAACAGCAGACAGCAUUUCCUUCUGACGGAAAUAAACAGCCAUAUGUAUCCCACCUCAGGUCAAAAGACAAAUAUUUAUGAUGUUUAAUUUGUAAAAUCUUGAAUAUGCAUCUUAUUGUGUCACCUGUGCUGACAAAUUCAGGACAGUCUGUACACUUUUACACUGCUGCUUAACUUGCUUAUGAUUUGUUUUGGCACAAGUAGCCACUUGAUUAGCAAAUCAUAAAGUUUGAGUGCUAUUCAUCACUUGGCAGUCAGUUGACCAAACUUGCAACCUUUAUUCUGUUCAUUUUCUCACAUUGUAUACAUUCAUAGUAGAUUGCAUUACCCAUAGCAAGCCAGUUUCAUUUACUUGGUUUUCAUUUUGGAGCUCAGAACAAGCUGAUCAGUCUGAUGCUGGCAGUGAUUAAAAAAACAAAAAUGUACAAUUUGCAAGCAGUGGCAAAGUGUGUGUUGCUUUUAUUAAAGUAAAUUAAUUUAGGAAAACUAAAUAUUUUAGCAGUAGCAGUAUGCACUGGCUGAAAACAUUCAAAACACUUAAAGUAGCUGUUACAACCUUUUAAAUUAGACUACUAUGCAUGCGUCAAGUUGCUUGGAGAGGCAACCUCUUUUUUUUCUCCAAAUUAUUUGUUUUUGUGCCUUUUUGUUUUGACUUUGUCUCCUGUUUUGGAUUGUUUUUGGUGUGUCGGUCACUGGAGAUAAUGAAUCCAUGUUUCACUUUGUCACAUAUAGGAUGCUAACACAAACAAUAGGUGUUGGGUUCAUAUCAAUGCCUUUUAUUUAUACCUGCUGUUAUUGCACUGGAGAACUGUUGCACCAAAGUUUGGCAAAUAAUUUAUUUGCGCCUCCAGACAGCAUAUUGAAAAACGUAUACCAUUAAGUUUCACCACUAGUAUGAAAAUACUUUAAUGUGCCCCGAGCCCUUCUGGUACUUCAUUACUUCACACUGUUCAGUUUAGCGUUUGUGCGCCUUGUCAAAGACAAAACACUGAUUUGAAGGACUUGUCAUUGCAAUUGCGAUCAAACAGCAUUGUCGUCAAUAAGUUGAUCAAAUAUUUUCACUUUGUAGCUUAGGCAAUACUGGUUAAACUAAUGUUCCCCUUCAAAAAAAUAAAUCUAGGAGAUACUUGCGUGUAUUCUGGACAACCUUAGCUAAAAAGUGAAAAUGUUUUAGAAGACGGUUGUCUUUGAAGGUUGUAAAUUGAUUUUCCAAUCUAUUUAAUUCAAAAUGUAUAAUUUAAUUUUUAUUGUUGUGAAUGUAAAAAAAUAUUUAUGCCGUGUGCUUUCUGUAUAAAUUGCCCUAGUACAUGUCAUGCACACACUCCACAACAUUUAAAUUUGUAUGCCCUCAUGAAAUGUGAGCCAGUUUUGCCCUGAACAAUAAAUCGAACAACACUGUA
Messenger RNA from Nerophis ophidion (straightnose pipefish), 4943 nucleotides. RefSeq lists its product as uncharacterized. Lineage: Eukaryota; Metazoa; Chordata; Actinopteri; Syngnathiformes; Syngnathidae. Gene Ontology annotation, molecular function: cytoskeletal adaptor activity; dynactin binding; dynein complex binding. The record is from RefSeq and is a predicted model, not a curated record. The transcript has 10 exons. Bases 251 to 2932 code for a protein of 893 amino acids. Gene Ontology annotation, cellular component: Golgi apparatus; cytosol. Gene Ontology annotation, biological process: microtubule anchoring at microtubule organizing center; regulation of microtubule cytoskeleton organization; protein localization to organelle.